Molecule: messenger RNA, 675 nt
Organism: Zootoca vivipara (common lizard)
Lineage: Eukaryota; Metazoa; Chordata; Lepidosauria; Squamata; Lacertidae
Product: killer cell lectin-like receptor subfamily F member 1
Biological process (GO): regulation of natural killer cell mediated cytotoxicity
Cellular component (GO): cell surface; plasma membrane
Molecular function (GO): signaling receptor activity
Source: RefSeq, a predicted model, not a curated record
AUGCCCAUUCAUUUUAAUGACUUCAUUUGUUUUGCCGAAACAGCUUUACAGUUGGAAGCUGAAAAGGGGGGAAAUGUGCUGAACAAUGGUGGAUGCAAUGCCUUCCUAAGACACAACUUCUGCAAUCAAAAUCAGACUAGGUCCUCAGUUACUUCACCUUGCAAAGUGUGCCCUGUACAAUGGAAGCUCCACAGGGACAAAUGCUACUGGCAAUCGGAAGUCAUAAAAACCUGGGAAGAGAGCAAACAUGACUGUUCAACAAGGGAUUCUCAACUGCUGGUCAUCCAAGACAAGGAGGAGAUGGAUUUCAUAAAAAACAUUACAAAACAUUCAAAAUACUGGAUUGGACUAUUAAAAUCGGAGAAGAAAUGGAUUUGGAUUACACGCUCCCAGCUUGAUCAGAGUCUAUUUUCAGAACCAGACUAUGCUAAAGGAAACUCUUGUGCUGUACUAAGAUAUAAAGUCACCUCUGAAAGCUGCGGUAGUGUACUUAGGUGGAUUUGCCAGAAAGACCCGCUCCUACUGUGAAAUUUUAGCUUGAUAAAUGUAAUGAUUAUGUGGGUUUUUGUUAUUUGCCAGAAACACACAAUAAAAAUGUCAUUGAGUGACUGAGAAGAUUGUGUAAAGGUAUUAUCCCAUUUUCAUCAGGAUACCUCAUUGUGAAACCAGAGGUAG